AUGGCAGGUGAAAAGGGCAGUGAGAAACAACUAUUGGAUACUCCAUUGGAGUUUAUCAGAGAUGGUAACCAAUUCCUAAAGAAGUGUAAGAAGCCCGACACCAAAGAGUACUUCAAGAUCAUUAGAGCCGUGGGCAUUGGUUUCAUCGCCGUCGGUCUGAUUGGUUAUGCUAUCAAAUUGAUCCAUAUUCCUAUCAGAUACGUUAUUGUGUAA
This is a messenger RNA of Huiozyma naganishii CBS 8797, 213 nucleotides long. RefSeq names its product translocon subunit SSS1 (gene SSS1). Gene Ontology annotation, cellular component: Ssh1 translocon complex; membrane. Gene Ontology annotation, molecular function: transmembrane protein transporter activity. Bases 1 to 213 code for a protein of 70 amino acids. The transcript has a single exon. Lineage: Eukaryota; Fungi; Ascomycota; Saccharomycetes; Saccharomycetales; Saccharomycetaceae. The record is from RefSeq and is a predicted model, not a curated record. Gene Ontology annotation, biological process: protein targeting; post-translational protein targeting to membrane, translocation.